Messenger RNA from Argiope bruennichi, 4791 nucleotides. It is a transcript of the gene betaggt-I, whose product is annotated as geranylgeranyl transferase type-1 subunit beta-like. NCBI's taxonomy places the organism in Eukaryota, Metazoa, Arthropoda, Arachnida, Araneae, Araneidae. Gene Ontology annotation, cellular component: CAAX-protein geranylgeranyltransferase complex. The record is from RefSeq and is a predicted model, not a curated record. The coding region runs from base 17 to 1078 and encodes 353 amino acids. The transcript is spliced from 9 exons. Gene Ontology annotation, biological process: protein geranylgeranylation. Gene Ontology annotation, molecular function: CAAX-protein geranylgeranyltransferase activity.
GUAAACAUAGUUGAACAUGGAAUUCCCGGUAAAUGAUGCAGAGCAGAAAUUUCUCCGAGAUAAACAUGUAAAAUAUUGUUUACGUUGUCUUGGCGUUUUACCGGAAAGAUGUCAAUCUAUAGAUUCUUCAAGAGUGGUUACAGCAUUUUUUGCUAUUUCUGCUCUUGAUCACUUGAAUGCCUUAGAUAACAUUGAAGAUGACAAACAACACUUCAUUGACUGGAUAUAUUCUAUGCAGGUUGUUGCAAGUGAAGAUGAUACUGUUCCAGUUGAUUAUGGCUUCCGUGGUUCAACUAGUUGCAUGAUUAGCACAAAUAAUAAUUCUGAUCUCUGUGAUAAAGCGCAUAUUGCAAUGACUUAUACUGCUUUGGCAACAUUAAUUAUUUUGGGUGAUGAUUUAUCAAAAGUACAAAAAGAAAAUAUAUUGUCUAGUUUAAAAGAAUUGCAGCUUCCAGAUGGAAGUUUUCGUCCUAUGAAUAUUGAUUGUGAAAGUGAUAUGAGAUUUGUAUAUUGUGCAGCUUGUGUGUGUUACAUUCUGCAGGAUUGGUCUUCUAUUGAUGUUGAAAAAACUAUUCAAUAUAUACAAAAUAGUAGGAAUUAUGAUGGUGGCAUAGGACAAGGUCCUGGUUUAGAAUCUCAUGGGGGCUCUACUUAUUGUGCAGUGGCAGCAUUAUGGCUGAUGGGUAGAUUAGAAAGUACAUUUACUGAAAACGAUUUGAGAACUUUGAAACGUUGGCUAGUUUUUCGUCAAAAUCAUGGUUUUCAUGGACGACCAAAUAAACCAGAUGAUACUUGUUAUACAUUUUGGGUUGGUGCUACAUUAAAGCUUUUAGAUUCUUAUGAAUUUGUGAAUUAUUCCGAAGUUUCAAGAUAUGUUCUUUCAACUCAAGAUGAAAUUUGUGGCGGCAUUGCGAAAUGGGUUGAUUAUUGCCCAGAUGUGAUGCAUACUUACUUAGGAAUAAGUGGAUUAUUCUUACAUGACAAAGGUUCUCCUCUAACUCAUCCUGGGUUGAAUAUUAGUCACAGAGCUGCCAACUAUUUGUCAAAAUUACACAAGCAAUGGAAAGUACAAAGUUGACCUCAAAUAUGUAUGAAUGAUUUUUGUAUUGUCCUGAGAAUAAUCAAAUAGACUGGAGUUUAUCUGUAUAUUUAGCAGAUGGCUGUUGUUUAUAUAUAAAACUGUUAUCCAAAGAAUAUGGGUUGGUUUAAGUUACAGUGAUUAAGGCCAUAAAAGAAAACUUUGAAAUUCAUAACCAAUUCCCAAAAUAAGUUAAAUUUAAUUAAAUCUAAAUUUGAAUCCAAGGGACCCCUAAAAUGAGCAUUUUAGCCAUUUUUUCAACAUUUUUAUUUCUAAAUAAUGUAGUUCCUUUUGAUUUAUAAAAAUUUUUUAGCAACAAUCAAAAUGUAAUUUAUAUCACUGUAACUUUAACCCAAUUAUAUAAUAUUUCAAAGAUAAAAUGUACUAAUGAAUAUUUUUGAAGACUGAAAAAUAUGUUAACAAGCACUUAAUACUGAAAUAAUUAUCAAUUUAGUUUGAUAUUUAAAGAAAAAAAAUUCUGCAAAUAUGAAUAUUAUGCAAGUUUGUAUUUUUCUAUAUUUUUAGUUAAUAUAUUGCCAUUCUAGAAGAACUAUCAAUUCAAGCACGGCAAAGUUUUAAAAUUCAUCACUUCUAGAAAUAUUGAACAGUGUGGAAAUAUUGAUUCAAUUUUAAUAGUUUUAGUAGUUAAGUAUAGGAACAAUAGUUUUAAAAAGCUGUCAUGACUUUAUUAUAUUUUAUACAAGUUUGGCAGGUAUGCAAUUUUUCUUCUGGAAUUACAAUAUAUUACAUGAUAGUCUGUGAUAAAGAUGACUUAAAAAUUCAUACUUAAAUUCAUGCAUUUGAAUAUAUAUAUAUUAUAAAGCAUUUUUAACAUGACACUUAAAUGAGAGAAGCAAUUUUUAUUAAAUUUCAGCCUGCCAAAUAUGUAUUUCAGUAAAUAACAUCAUAUGCAAACAUAUGCUUCUCAAAUGAUACUAAUCCAUUUAUGAAUAUAAAUACAACAAAUUUAUUUAAUAAGUAAAUGUGAUGUCACAAUCACAUAAUUUAUAUGUAUAACUAAGCAUUUCAUUUUUCUUAAUACUGACUUUUGCUGUGCUGUGACAUCACAUCUUUUUUCCUCUUAUAAAAUGUGUAAUGGAUAUAAAAAUGAAAUUGAUACAAAGUAUUCAAAAAGCAUCAGAUGAGCAUGAAUUGGCUUUAUUAAUAUUCACAAGAAAUGAUUUUUUCUGCAAUAUAUAAAUUAAAUCAAAUAUAUAUUAUUAUAGAUUAUUUUAUGUAUUUAAUCAGCAGGGAAAAACAUUUUUGAAAUUCAUGAUUUUAUUUUAUGCUUGAAUCACGAAAGAAAAUUUCAUAGAAACUUGUACUGUGAAAAAAAGAUUUUUGCAUUUGCCUUUUCAAAGGCAUGAGAUUUAUGCACAAAUUUCUUUUUAAAUUGCAAAUUUUAAAAAGGGGAUCAAACUUGAAUAUGCAAGUGAAAUCCCUAUUUCUUAAACUUGUGUUUAUAUUAUAGACAUAGUUUACAUGUGUAUUCUUUAUUGUAUAAAAGUGUCUGUAUUUCUUCCUAAAUUAGUUAAGAACAAAUAUAUGUGAUUAUUCUUAAUGAAUUUAAUUCAAUUUGAUUGUGAUUUUGAGCUCCAAGAUAUUGGCAUAAUAUUAUUAAUUUCUUUAUUAUUAUAAAUAAAGUGAAUGAUUGACUGGUGAACAUAAAUAACUGUUCAUUAACUAGUCAUAGAAUUCAAUUAAAAUACGAUUAAUUUUUUCUUGAAGCUUGGCAUCUACAGAAAGGAUAUUGUAGCAUGCAGAAUGUAUUAAAUUGUAAGUUAGUUUGUUCCAGUUAGGUACAUGCUAACUUUAUACAUAAAUUAGUCAAGAUUUUUUAUUUUCUUGAGUGAACAGUUUGUUCUCUUCUAUAAUGCUGUUCAGUUUCUUACAAAAAAUUAUGUGUCUGUUAUUAGAAGUGAUUUCUUUUUAUUGUGCUCAAUUUUUUGUUCUGUAAUCAUAUUUUUCUUCAAUUUUUAGUAUAAGUUUUUUUUUUUUUUUAAACUAUUCAUGUGUGAUUGUAACCUAACUAAUAUAUAUAUAUUCAGUUCUUCGAGAUUAAUUUGCAAAUCUUAAUGGUUCAAAUAUGUAAAUGUAAAUUUCUGAACUGAAAAAAAUAACUUUUAUCAAUUAUUUGUUCUGUUUUGGAAAUCACCAUUUUUUCAUUAAAAAUAGUUUUAUUUAUAGGUUUUGUUAUAUCUAUAAUAAGUUAUACCUAACAGAAAAUCAUUGCAGUAUUUUUGUUUGUCAUUAUAAAAUAUGCAAUUGUUUUCUAAAAAUGUUAACUAACUGAAUGCUAUAUAUAAUAUUAAAAUGCAAAUAUAAUAUAAUAUUAGAAUGCAAAUAUAAUAUUAAAAUAUUGAGCAUAUUUUAUGAAUAUUUUCUUUGGUCUUUUGUAUUAGUUGUAAUCUAUGAAACUACAAAUUAUAAUAUUAAAGCAAUAUUUAUGAAAUUAACUUAUAAAAUAAAUAUUUCCAGAGUCAAAAACUAUUCAAAGGAAGAUACAUUGCAUUUAGAGUGCACCUAUGCUGUUAGAUAUAAAAAUUAAGUUUAAAUUGAGGUUAUUAAGAACAAAAAAAAAAAGAAAGGAAAUGGAAUUAAAAAAAAAAAAAAAAAAGGAAAUGAUAAAUCCACCGUGAAGAUUUUAUCGAGGGUCACCCUCAAGCAGGGGGAUUCAAACCAGGGAUUUUUUUUUUUUUUUUUUUUUUUUUUUUUUCUGCAAUGGGUCUGACUUUUGUCCAAGUAUUGACCUCUUGUGACCCGAAAAUCUCAAGAAUUUGAAGGGGGAGGGGGUUUUCCCCACAAGAAUUAAUAAAGCAAUGUCAUACAAAAUAUUUUCAAAUUUGAGUUUUCAUUUUAAAUUUGUUCUUUACCAGCUAGAGAGCAAGUUUUACAUUUUUUGGUGCCACAUGGUAGAUAUUUUUUGUAAUUUUUUGAACAAAACAGUUGUGGAAGUAACUUUUUAUCCAUGAAAGCUCCAAGCACAAAACUAUCCACAGUGCACAGUAUCCAUUUUUCCCCCCAAUUUAAACUUAAUUUUUAAUUUGUAAUCUAUGAAAAAUUCUUGUUUAAUGUGUCUGCCUGGUUUUGAAUUAUAUUGUCUCCAGCCUUUGUUUUUGAAUGUCUCAUCACUUAUGAUUAUCAAAUUAGUUUCCUCUGUAAAACAAUAUUCAUCUCUGCAAUAAAUAGCUCAGUGUUUAUUAUAAUUUUAAGUAAUUUUUAAUGCAUUUCUUAUUGCAAUGUCGUAAAAAUUUCUGAUUUAUAUAUUAUAUAUUUUUUAUUUUAGUAUGUCUCAUUUCUUUCAUUAUGAUUAAUAAUUCCAAACAAAUUAUAAAUUUUUGCUACUUAGUUAUUUAUUUUGUUUGUUUUAAAAUCCUUAUUCUUUACUCUCGUGCCUCUGCUUUUGUGACUUAAAUGUUUUCACUGCUGACUUGUAUAUUUAAAUAUAAAAAUCAAACAAUCAAAUUGAAAAUUGAUUAACAAUAAAAAAAAGCUUAUUUAAUACAAUUAUUUUAAUAAAUUUCAGUUGAAUGUUUUUUAUUUAAGAUAAUUUAGUUUUCUGAGCUCGGUUUCAAAUGUGGAUGCAUAUUUUAAUAAACCUUGGUUUUUGUAUAUUAUUUACAUGUAAGUAAUAUUAAUAAAAUUCUUGUAAAAAAAUAAGUUUUUCUUGUGAUAUAAAAUGUUCAAUAUAAUUGUUAUUGUGAAUAUUAGAA